UCCGCGUUGCCAACCAACGUUGCUGACGCUGUCGCCAUCAUCGUCCGCAUCGCCGUCGUCACCGCUGUCACCACAACUAUGCGCCAUGUCAAAACUGCGGCAUUACAGGUCCAUAGAUCAGCCGUGCGCUGCGACCAACAUACGCAAAAAGACUAUGACAGCGAUUUGUUUUGUAUGCAAUUUGCCGAUUUUGUCACAUCAGGUGGGCUUAGUGUGGCAGGGUGGCAAUGGCUGGGACGAUUUGGUCAGAGAGCAGCUGGAGGAGUCGACGAUACGCCAACGCUUAGGUGGUCGCCGCGAUUCGGCUGCACAGAUAACCACACCCCCUAGUACAUCACCGCCACCAGGCCUCCAACGCCGUCGUCGCAGCUCACUCGCACAACUCACCGACAUCCUGCGCGAAUGGAGCGGCGGUGGCGCUGCCAAGCAGCAAACCCAAAGCCAACGUCAAAAGGCGCAACUCAAUCGGCGCGAAACCCUAGCUGACCUUGCGCGCAGCUUGCCAUGGCGCACCUCUACCACCGACGCUUCGACCGGCGCUGGUUCGGGCACCACCUACAUUACGCCACGAAAGCGUCGGGAAUCAAGCGCCGAUUCGGGUAUACGUAGCAUGCGCUCGCGCCGUGACUCCAAUACAGCAGAGUUUGUGAAGCACUGGAAUCGUCGUGAGAGCACCGCCGCUGAUGAGCCCACCAUGGUGGUGCCAGUUGUGGUGGAGGGUGCUGGGCGUAGUAGCUCGCGUCGCGGUUCGGGAGAAAGCUACAUCUCGAGCCGUCGCGACAGCAACAUUGGCCGUGCCACCACACCACCUCCGCCACCCAAGAUCAGCGGCAUGGCCGCCAAGAAACGUGAUUCAUUAGCCGCACCCGAUUUCCCCAACUUCCGACAAGAGCAACGUCCUUCCACCAGUUCUGGCGGUUCAGACUCAGUACCGCUAAUCUCUGCCCCCGCCUAUAAUCAGGUUGACUCCGCAUGCCAAGCGCUACCACCGCCCACCAUCAUCACAAGCUCGGUGACACCGCCGGCGACGAGCCCCACCGCACCGCUUAAGGGACGACGCGAUUCCACCACACAAUGUGGCCGCGUGAAUCGACGCGAUUCCAAGGCAGGAAUUUCGCCUGAGCGUGCACCACGCCUACAACGUUUGCAACGUCAGGCUACUGCAUUCGAUGAGAGCUGCUUGCCAGGCGGCAGUCGACGUGGCUCCCAGCCGGCUCUGAGCCCUGAUCCGCCGGAGGACUGCGAGCGACGCACGUCGCGCCGUGAUUCGCUUAGUCCCGAUAGCGCAUCACGUGGCGGACGACGUGACUCUCGCGCGCAUCUCUCGCCCGACCGCAGUCACGAUCGUGAUGGCAGUCCACGGCGGCAGACACUGCGUCGGCAGAGCUCGUCGGCUGCACGCAGCUCACGUUCGCCUGACUCGAACAGCUGUUGCUCGUCGCGUGAUCCAAGUCCAUGUUCACGGCCACCACCGUUGCCAUCGGCAGAGCCCAGCUCGCGACCUGCUAUACGUCGACAAUCUACAACCGAGGAGAUCUUAAUAGCACGCGGCUUUCGACGACAAUCCACCACUGAGGAGAUGAUACGUUGCAGGAAUUUUCGGCGACAAAGCUCGCAGAGCGACGAUGUGUGUCGUUAUCGCGGUCGACGUGACUCGAGCGCACAAAUUAUUGACGGCACCAUCGGCACCAUGACAGUAGAAACGACCAGCACAUUCUUCGAUUCGAGUACACAAACCGGUGAGUACCAGACACAAUAUUUAGUGCUUUAG
Molecule: messenger RNA, 1771 nt
Organism: Rhagoletis zephyria (snowberry fruit fly)
Lineage: Eukaryota; Metazoa; Arthropoda; Insecta; Diptera; Tephritidae
Product: serine/arginine repetitive matrix protein 1-like
Source: RefSeq, a predicted model, not a curated record